Messenger RNA from Gymnodraco acuticeps, 1991 nucleotides. RefSeq names its product thymidine phosphorylase (gene tymp). The record is from RefSeq and is a predicted model, not a curated record. Gene Ontology annotation, molecular function: pyrimidine-nucleoside phosphorylase activity; 1,4-alpha-oligoglucan phosphorylase activity. Lineage: Eukaryota; Metazoa; Chordata; Actinopteri; Perciformes; Bathydraconidae. Gene Ontology annotation, biological process: pyrimidine nucleobase metabolic process; pyrimidine nucleoside metabolic process. The transcript has 11 exons. The coding region runs from base 405 to 1754 and encodes 449 amino acids. Gene Ontology annotation, cellular component: cytosol.
GUUAAACUCAUAACUUUAUAACUUAGUGUUUAAUGUAAUUGACUUAAAAGACAAUAAGAAAUCAGGACGAAGCCAGUCUCGAUUGAGGUCCAUCAGCUGUGAUCUGAGGCCACUCCCCCAACAGAAACUGUAUUUAAAUCUCAUCCUAAGCACUGACCUGCCAUUGUGCAACUCGUUUUUGACAAGAAAGCUACUGGAGACUUCUAGAAUUGUGGAAACGUUGUUAUUCGCAGUGACAGGACUCAAUUUACUGCCCUGUGGCGUUGUGGACACUGAGUAAACCAGAGCUGCCUCCUGAUUGGCUGCCCUCCUCCUCCCUGCUCUCCUAUUGGCCGACGGACUCUUGACCUGUGACUGUUUCAUUGUGAGAAAACUCAGUCUGAAUCUACUGUGAACAGGUCGCCAUGACGUCCGUCCAGGAUCAGAUCAGGAAGAAAAGAGAUGGAAAAACGCUGGCGAACGAAGAAAUUAAAACAUUUAUUGACGCUGUUACAAACAAAACGAUUCAGGACUGUCAGACAGGAGCCAUGCUGAUGGCCAUCUGGCAGAAGGGAAUGGUCCCCGAAGAGGUCGAGACGCUGACCCGUGAGAUGAUGUCAUCGGGGGAAGUGAUGUCAUGGCCGAAGGAGUGGGCGGGGCUUGUGGUCGACAAACACUCAACAGGAGGCGUCGGAGAUAAAGUCAGUUUGGUGUUAGCACCCGCCCUAGCUGCCUGCGGCUGUAAGGUGCCGAUGAUCAGUGGGCGGGGCUUAGCGCACACAGGAGGAACUCUGGAUAAACUGGAGUCAAUUCCUGGAUUCAACAUCCACCAAUCAGCUGCUCAGAUCCUGGAAAUCCUGGCCUCGGUGGGCUGUUGCAUUGUGGGUCAGACGGAGACUUUGGUCCCUGCAGAUCGAGUCCUGUACGACCUGAGAGACGCCACCAGCACCGUCGACAGCCUGCCUCUCAUCACUGCCUCGAUCGUCUCAAAGAAAGGAGCCGAGUCUCUGUCGGCGCUGGUUCUGGACGUGAAGUUUGGACGAGCCGCUCUGUACAAAGACCUGGACAGCGCUAGAGAGCUAGCUCAGUCACUGGUGCAUACUGGGAACUUGCUGGGCAUGCGCACGGCGGCGGCACUCAGCUGUAUGGACGCUGUGAUUGGUCGAUGUGUGGGCAACAGUCUGGAGGUGAUGGAGUCUCUGGAGACGCUGAAGGGGCGAGGACCUGAAGACCUGAUGGAGCUCGUCACAACUCUGGGCGGCUUGUUGCUGCAGAUGACUGGCUCUGUGUCCGACCUAUCAGAGGGCAGGAAGAAGAUUUCUGACGCUGUGAUUGGUGGAGCUGCUCUCUCAAAGUUCCAGGCCAUGAUGGAGGCUCAGGGAGUAGCCAAUGAGACGGCUCGGUCUCUAUGCUCCGCCCACUCAGAUUACUACAGCGUCCUGAGGAAAGCUGAGCAUCAGAUGGAGCUGAAGACACCGACAGAUGGAGAGGUGUUGGAAAUCGAUGGUUUGGCUUUAGCUGAAGUUCUCCAUAAAUUGGGGGCGGGACGAUCGAAGGUGGGAGAACCUGUCAAUCACAGCGUGGGGGCGGAGCUUCUGGUGUUGCUGGGUCAAAGAGUCAGCAAAGGCGCCUCCUGGCUGCGGCUGCAUUUCGAGACUCCGCGUGUGACUGCAGAUCAGAUCGCUCGCCUGCAGGGGGCGCUGACUGUCGGAUCAAACACACCCACACACACUCACACACACACUUUAGUGAGGGAACUACUGCCGCCUCAGUGACGCUAUAUUUAAUACUUAAACACAACUUGAUCAUGUGACUGAAGUCCAUGCUUUUACAUAAAACAGUUUACAAAAGUCACGCUUACUAAAAAUAAACUUCAAUAAAAGGACAAAGGUGUGAAUAUGUUUCCAAUGUAUAACCAGUGGCGGUUCUAGACCAAUUUGACUGGGGGGGCCACUGGGGGGCCAGUUAUUUUCUGAGGGGGUAAAUAAUAAAUAAAUGCAGGACGAAAAAGA